GCACAGUGGAAGAGAAGUGAACAAGGGUUACUCUGCACUACACUGUUUAUAUCUGUGCUCACCCAUCGAAAGAUAAGUAAAGUUAAACAGGAGAGAGAGGCAGCAGCAUGUCGAACCCUCAGGAGAACCAGUUCACCAAUCUUGAAGAGUGGGUGACCUCAUGGGAGAAAGGACAGACAGGAUUCCAUGAAGCCAAGGGCAGCAAGCUGCUUCAGAUCAACAUUGACAAAGUGUUAGCAGGACGGACUGGAGUAAAGUUCUUUUUCCCUCUCUGUGGAAAAGCUGUAGAUAUGAAAUGGCUUGCAGACAUGGGUCACACUGUAGUUGGAGUGGAGAUAUCCGAAAAAGCCAUUUGUGAGUUUUUUGAAGAAAGUAAAAUGAGCUACAGUGAGGAGCCUGUUCCAACCAUCCCUGGAGCAAAGGUUUUCAGGAACACUGAGAAAACGGUGUCCCUCUAUCAAUGUGAUAUCUCCUCCUUCUCCAGUUCUCUUGAGGGUCAGUUUGGAGCCAUUUGGGACAGAGGAGCUCUUAUCGUCAUCAACCUAAAAGACCGAGCCAAAUAUGUUGCUCUGUUGGUUUCACUCAUGGCUCCUGACUGCAGAUUCCUUUUGGACACUCUGCUCUAUAAUCCUGAAAAAUUUCCUGGUCCUCCAUACUGUAUACCAAAUGAAGAAGUCCGUAACCUGUUUGAGCCCUAUUGUGAUAUAGAGUCAUUGCAAGAAGAGGAUAUUUUCGAUGAAGAGUGUAAAAACUGUGGCAUGGAGUAUCUCAUUGAGAAAAUCCAUCUCUUAGUUCAUAAAAGUUAAUGAAGAAUAUCAUUUUCAUUGACAGAGAAACUUGAAUGUAUUUCUGUAGACGUGGUGAUUGAUGUUUGAAAAUUUAAAGAGGGGGUAUUAUAAAAUUUUUGUUGGUUUUUUUAAUCAUAUUUUAACGUUGUUCCCUCGUCCAAAACAUGUCUCCAUGCAUGUUUGAAUAUUUUAGUGAUUCUCUCCCUGUUUGAACCCUCCUUAUCGUUAGCUGUAAGAUUCUGUACAAUGCUCCACCCACAAGCCUACAUCACCCAUGUUCUCACACGACAAGUCUCCAUAAAUAUACAAAAACAUGAUACAAAACUGUACACUACAACUUCACAAACCUGAUGCAAUGUGCAGUAGUUUCAUUAACAGGACGCACACAGAUUGUGUUGUGAAAGAGCUCUGAAGGGGGAGUGAGUUAACAUGGAGAGAAAAGGGAGGGGAGACAUUAUUUUUGGUGAAUAUAGAAUUUAAUGUUAUCUUUUAAACAAUAAAAGAUAACAUGGUGAUUUAAAUAUAUUCUUUGUAUUAGUAGUAAAAAAAAAACCCUCUUUAAAUGAAAAUAUGUAGGAAGUGUAUUGUCAAUUAUGCAUGCUAUAUGUAACAUGUUUACAAUUUUCUGUAAUCGUAUCUGUAUCUUACCAAUUUUAAUAAAUGUACCGGCAUU
Molecule: messenger RNA, 1461 nt
Organism: Periophthalmus magnuspinnatus
Lineage: Eukaryota; Metazoa; Chordata; Actinopteri; Gobiiformes; Gobiidae
Product: probable thiopurine S-methyltransferase
Exons: 9
Coding region: 108-806 (232 amino acids)
Molecular function (GO): thiopurine S-methyltransferase activity
Source: RefSeq, a predicted model, not a curated record